GAUAAGGCAAGAGGUCCCUAGCGCUGGCAACAGGGUCCAGUAGCGAGUGAGUCGCCCAAGUGAUCGGUUCAUUCCGGACCAUGCUCUGCAGUGUGGUUGCGUUGGUUCUGGCCCUAGCCACCGUCCAGGCUGUCCACUACGGCUGUGAGCCGGCCACCACCAAGGCCGAUCGAGCGUGUGUGCUGAAGGAUGUUCAGCUUCUGACGGACGAAUCCGUCCGGAAUGCUUCGUUCGACGCGGACCAACCGGUGCUCAGUAUGGAGGGUGGCCAGAUACCGCACUUUUCGCUGGAACUGGCCCGGAAACUACCCACCGUGCAGGAUCUCACCCUCAGCGCGAUGGCCAUCCGGAACGUUACGAUCUGGAGCGGUCUGCGGCACGUCACCGUCAACGGCAGCGGUCUGGAGGCGGUGGACUUUGAGCCGGGUGGUGUUGACCACCAGCUCAGCUCCCUGGUGCUAACCCACAACCGACUGCAGGCCGUGCCCCGGUUCGACGGGAAGUUCCAACGUCUGCGGGUGCUCUCGUUGGACGGGAACCUGCUCCAGAGGGUCCUUCUGUCGGAUUUCGCCAACCUGACCGAACUGCACAGCCUUUCGCUGGCCGCAAACCAGCUGCUCAGUGUGGAACUGGGGGAUGUGCCGGGGGGCAACGGGGCGCUACUGCUCAAGCUGCGGCACCUGUCGCUGGCGGGGAACAGGCUGGUGACGCUCAAGUUCACCGGUUGGCACCUGGAUUCGCUCACCACGCUCGAUCUGUCCGGGAACAACCUCUACCUGUUGGAGGGCGAGCUGCAGGACCUCGGAGCUGCCCUGAAGCGUAUUUCGUACGCCGGGAACGAGUGGAGCUGCGAUUGGCUCAGCAAGGCGCAGCUCUACUUUGAGGAGCAGCAGCGAGUCACGGUCAGUGAUCGUGACGAGCCCGCCCGCUGUGAGCGGCUUUCGAUGCGGAACCUACAGAGUGUCUGCUGCUUCGAGCCAGCCGAGCACGACUUCUCAACCGACGUGUUCGGGGCGCACUGGGACGAGCUGAGCGGGUUGCAGCGGCGCUUCGAUCUCUUGCAGUACGCGUUCGAGACGGAGACGAACACGGGCAAGGACCGGAUCUCCGACUGGCAGCAUCAGCUGCGGGAGCCGUUUGAGCGGGCCACCGCCGUGCAAGCGGAGCUCGAGAGCUCACUCGUCCACCUGAAGGCCGCGGUCAAGGAGGAAGCGGAUCGGUUGGGGCGCCUAGCGGACACCGUGAAGCGGUCGCUGGCGGACCUGCAGCAGUCGGCGGAGGAUCUGCACCGGCGGCACACGAGGCCUACACCGUCGAUCGAUGCGAUCCACCAGCGGUCGUUCGGGAUAAGCAUCGACCUGGCGCGGACCCUCGUCGAUCGGCUGCGCAAGGCUAUCCGGGUGUACGCCGGUCGGACCGACCAGCACGAGAGCCGGCUGCGCAGCUUGGGCGAACGGGCCGCGCAGCUCCGGACCCUGGUGACGCAGCUGGACACGAGCAACCGGGCCCUCGAGCAACGGAUCGCGCCGAUGGAGAAGAUCGUCGACACGGCGUACCGCUUCGUGAACGCUGACCCGGCCUCUCCGAUGCAUGUUUACAGUUAGGUCUUUGUUCCAAUAAACUCAUUGCGGUACAACAACACACAACACAGGGCAUACGCC
Messenger RNA from Anopheles bellator, 1661 nucleotides. RefSeq lists its product as uncharacterized. The transcript is spliced from 2 exons. Gene Ontology annotation, molecular function: protein binding. The coding region runs from base 81 to 1604 and encodes 507 amino acids. NCBI's taxonomy places the organism in Eukaryota, Metazoa, Arthropoda, Insecta, Diptera, Culicidae. The record is from RefSeq and is a predicted model, not a curated record.